UGCUUGCGCCAUCUGAGAACUUGACAAUGCUGCGCGACCAUUCAUUCAUGGUGCAUGUACGGGCAGCGGUAACCCGUGGAAAGCGGUGCAGGUGACAGCGAGGUCACCUGUUUCCAGGGCGCCUUCUUCUGUAUUUACGGGAAGCUGCUUCCAUCAAAUAGUCACAAAUUUGUUAGCCAUUUGAGUUGCAGGCGCCUCUCCUUCGCGUCCUUGCUCCUUUCGACAUCAGCGCUUCGCGUUUUGUCGCUGGUCUUCAUCGGAAAAGAGAUGGCUGACCACCAAGGCCGCAAGGGGAUGGAGUCCCGCGACGUGCCCUUCAACCCGCCUACCGGUCCAGUGCUCUGCCGCAAUGGGUGUGGCUUCUUUGGGUCUGCGGAUACUGGCAUGAUGUGCUCCAAGUGCUUCAAAGAGACGGUGCUCAAGCAGUCAAAGCAGAAGGAGAGCACGGCUGUGGAUACGGAAAAGGCGGCUGAGGCCCCUAAGACGAUGGAUGUGGAUGUGACCAAGAGCAGAGUGGAGCAGGAGGAGUCUGGAGCAGUUGCCAGGUUGUUGGACCAGGGGGGAGCUUCGGAGAGACCGCAGGAGAGCACUCCCUCUGCAAGCGGACAGGCUCCUGAGCAGCAGAAGCCGGCGAAUCGGAAGCUCGGUCAGGAUGCGAUUGCCAAGGCAAACCCUCUGGUUGUGGGAAGCAAGGUCGACAGGAUCUAG
This is a messenger RNA of Klebsormidium nitens, 708 nucleotides long. The record is from the annotation of a GenBank genome assembly. NCBI's taxonomy places the organism in Eukaryota, Viridiplantae, Streptophyta, Klebsormidiophyceae, Klebsormidiales, Klebsormidiaceae.